Molecule: messenger RNA, 4629 nt
Organism: Diachasmimorpha longicaudata
Lineage: Eukaryota; Metazoa; Arthropoda; Insecta; Hymenoptera; Braconidae
Gene: cue
Product: protein cueball
Exons: 4
Coding region: 158-1993 (611 amino acids)
Biological process (GO): canonical Wnt signaling pathway
Molecular function (GO): Wnt receptor activity; Wnt-protein binding
Source: RefSeq, a predicted model, not a curated record
ACGAUCAUUCCACAGCAGUUGCCGUUCGUCCGUGGUAGUGCGCACACCAUCUCCGUUGGAUAAUUAUCAUCAGUAAAAUUAAACUCCCUUCGAUCCGCUAAAUCCCCCCCAUAAUCAAUAAAAAUAUCCAAAUGCGUGAAUUCACCAGGAAUUAACAAUGGAUCUGUGUCACCCUCGUGUUGCAGUGCUUCUGUUUAUCCUGACUAUUAUCGGACUACCGAGAGCACAUGCCAGAACGUGGGAUCUGGCGGUGGCGAUCGGUCGCGAGAUCAACUUUCUCUCCUCGAAUGGCACCGUGACAGGCCGCAUCCUGAACCACGCUGCAGUAUCUCUCUCAGCAAUGGCCUACAACGACGAGACCCACGAGAUGUACUUAGGUGACACCAGGAACAAGAAUACAUCGAUCUUCUCAAAGACCCUGACCGAAGACACCAAAGUCUGGACCCCAAUCCUUCCCAACCCCACCUUCACCCACAUAAUCGGCAUGAUUUUCGAUCCGGUCUCCUCCUCCCUCUUCUACAUCGACACAAGAAUGUCCGCGAUCCUGAAGCUGCGUGUGAACUCCUCGAGUAACAAAUCCACUCGUGAUUUCACCCCAGCCGAGGGGAUCUCCACCCCAGAGUUGAUUUUACUGCUACCAGAGCAACACCCCAGGAGUCUCUCCCUGGACUUCUGCACGAGAACCCUCUAUUGGUCGAACAGUAACUUCUCGAGUGCCUCGAUAGAGGCCAUAGAGCUAUCAAGCGGUUCCAGAAGAAUGAUUGUCAACACAAACCUGUAUGAACCCGUGGCAGUGGUUGUGGACCACACGUCGGGGAAGCUUUACUGGGUCGACGACGAGGAAGGAAUUCGUUACAAAAUUGAGAGGAGUAAUUUGGAUGGAUCAAUGAGGGAGCUCCUCGUCCAUGGCAAACACCAGCAGCCCGCUCACCUGGCGAUCGAUGACCAAUCGAUCUACUGGACCGACUGGGUGCACUCGUCAAUCUGGAGGUUCAAGAAAACACCUGCUCCUGGGGAUGUGCCGGAAAAUUGGAAGAGUUUCUUCGAUACAAAUCGAGAUGCCGAUCCCACUAGUAUCAUAUCACGGGAUAAUCUGGGGCGGAUGGAUUGCGUGACUGUCGAGAGAAUAAUAAACUCGAAGAUGGAGAAGCAUCACCAGGAUGUGGAGGUGUACGAACGACUUGCCACCAGCACUGAGGAUGAGGAGGAUGGCAAGAGUGAAGAGAGCAUGGUCUGCUUGAAUGGGGCCAAGUUGGUGAAUGGAAACAGGAGCUGCUCUUGUCAAAAGGGAUACGAUGGGUUACAAUGUGAGACAUCCGUUUGUCAUAAUUAUUGCGUCAGGGGGGAGUGCACGGUGGAUUAUGAGGGGAAGCCGAGGUGCAAGUGCGCCUCGAGGUUCAGGGGGAAGAGGUGCGAACAGGAUGCUUGUAUUGGGUUCUGCCUCAAUGGGGGAGAGUGUGAGAUUCAAAAUGGAGAGCCCUACUGCAGGUGCCUGGGGACCACUGGGGUGAGGUGUGAGGAGAGACUUGGGGGGGAUGGGAUUUGUGGACUUCUCUGUGAGAGUCGGCUGCAGGAGUUUGGCAAAUAUGAUAGAAUAAUCUGCAGAUGCUCAGAGAGAAAUGUAACUGAAAGCUCACAAUGCAUUAUAUACACAUACGGUGUCGAGAACAAAAUCCUGGUGAUAAUAUUCUCAGUGAUAAUUGCUGUACUUAUAACAUCGAUAAUUGUACUUAGUUAUUUCGUAAACAAAUUUCGUCGGAGGCCGAGGAUUAAGAAGCGCUUUGUGGUCAGUAAGAAUGGGAUAACUCCACUGACAUCUAGGCCAGAAAUACCAGGGGACCAGUGUGAAAUUAUGAUUGAGAACUGUUGCAACAUGAAUAUCUGUGAGACGCCAUGCUUCGAGCCCAAUCUUCGAAGUCCUGAGCCGAGACUCAGCAAGAAAGAGGAGAAAAACUCUCUCCUCCUGGACAUGGAUGGAAACAAUUCGUGCUAGUACAGAAUUUCAAAAGAAAAAUUCCCAUCAAUUCACCGUCAUUAAGACAAUUUCGCUGUAACGAGACUGUUCAAACUCUCACUUGUCUACAAAUUGAGUGGGUAAAUCAUGGAAAAAACAUUUAGUAUUAUUGUUAAGUUUGACAAUGACGAGAAAACGUCGCCAAAGUAAUCCUCGCAAACUUUGAUAGGUUUAUUAUGAAUUUUUAAGAUUCUUGUCUCGAUAAACAAGAAUAUUUAAAAAAACACGAGGGAGUACCAACGAACAAUGAUUCAUUUUAAUCACCAUUUAUAAGCCCAGAGAAUUGAAAUUUACGAAUGGAAAUGGUUCUGGUGCUGAUUUUUAGUUACCAAAGAGUAAUGCAACAGGAGGUAAAUUAUACUUAAUUAUCAUUAACAUUUAUUCAGUUUAUCGUCAUUUGAAUGGCUGCCCCCACCAAAAACUUAACGUGGAUGUGUCCUAUGGUGGGUAUUUAUGUGAUUGAACUAUGUUGAUGGCUGCACAUUUCAGAAAUAACUUAAUAUUUCGAUUUCAAAUGCAGUGGAAUUACUGUAGGACAUUAUUCCAUUUUUUUCAUUUCAUUGAAACCAGAUACUUGAACGUUGAAAUUCAACAUAUCAUGACAUUUAUUACUGCCUACGUGUCCAAAGCUUCUGAGUCAGUGCCACGAUAGAAUUUCAGAGCACAAAUGUAGAAAAAUAAAAUGGGGGAGAUAUUUAUUCUUGUGAAAUUAAUUUUUCUGCUUUCAUUUGAAUAGAUUUUUAAUGAGACACGUGAUUCAUCAAUUUAUACCGAUGAAGUUAUUCUUUAUUUCAUCAAUUCUUUCCUUAUUGUCAAUUUAUAUUUGUGCAUUCGUGGUUUACUUUCGGUUCUCUAUAUCAUUUUACGACUGAAGUUCUGGAAUUCUAGACUUUCGAUUUUGAUAUGCAUUGAUAAAUUAGUUGAGCAACAAUAAAUAUUUCCCUCAGUGCAGAGAAGCGACGCAAGAAACUGCCUGAUCACGUUAUUUAAUGCUUUUACAGGAAAUUAAAUUUUUGUGGCAAUUUUUACUACAUAACAAUGUAAAACGAUUGAAAAAAACCGCGCGAAAGGAGUUCUAAAUAUUUUUUCAAGCGUUAAAAUGCAACCCAAUUUAUCUUGGCCCCCGUUUCCUUUUACCCCACGAGUUCUGAAAUUCUACACUUUCCGUUACCGCAUGCAUUGAAAGGAUUAGUUAAGCAGAAAUAAAUAUCUCCCUCAGUGCAGAAAAGUGACACCAAAAACUGCCUAAUCACACUAUUUAAAUGUCUUCAAAACUUGUAAAUUACAAACGUCAGCAGUUACUGAAAAUCAUGAUGAGGUACAUCGAAUCAUCAUGAAAUUAAUAGUCAGCGGUUAAGAAUUAUUUGCCAUUCCACGUGUAGAAAAGAUAUUCGCUGAUAAGUAAGGCUGAACCCAAGCUGUUAAUCUACAGAAAUGUAAAUAAAUAUUCAUACGAAUCACUUAACUAACAGGACAGCCAGUGCUAUCAGAAAUCGAUGAUUCACCAAUCAUAAAAUCGUCAGGAGAAUGAAAAAAACUGUUGAAUCUCUGAUAAUGAUUAUAACAUCUCCCAUUUGUAUUUAUGGAGAUGAAACAAUGAAAACAAUUCAUUUACCUCAUUUAGUUAUUACAUAGUAGUUUAUUUCACUGUGAUUCACCCGAAAAAUGAUUUUCAAAAUUGGCUUUUGUCUUCAAAGCUUUAUAUUUUAUGUCUAAAUUAUUAAUCGGAAUUGGAUCUGUUUAGUUUUUGGUUGUUAAUUUUUAUUUUAUUUAUUGACAGAAUGAGUUGUGAAUUACAAUGUGGAACGUCAUGAAUUUUGAUUUUCGUUUUGAAAAAUCAAUUAUUAUUUUAUUAUGGAGAAUUUGAGUCUCAACAGGAGUUGAAAGAGCUUUUUAAUUUUCAGCAAUAGCUUUUAACACGUUAAAAUUAUUAUAAAAAAAUUGCAGGUAGCUUUUGACGUUUCAUAAAAUUCACAACCGUUCUGUUUAUUUUUUGGGUGAAGAGUAGAAUUUCGUCUGAAAUAUUAAUGUUGUAUGUUCAUGGCUAGAGUCACCCGAUCAUCUCAUUUUCCCACGAGCUAAAAAAACCAACAAAUGCCUUAAUGAGGUUUAUUUGAGUCUAAAAAUAAGAAAUUUAAACGCUUUCAGUGAGGAAAAAAAAUACUUAAUGCCAUUGGUCGCGUAAUUCAUUCAUUCGAACAAUCUUAGUCCAUUGAAUAGUCAUGGAAAUAAAUUGUGAGAGACUGCACUCAGCAGUUCUGGACAGAUUUAAGAUUUUGAUAUUGAAUUUAUUUCGUGAUAAUUAUUCAGUGGAGCUUUGGAAAACACCCUUUUCCCAGGCACUGAUCACCAGGGACGUGAUAGUGGAUUUAUGGAGAAAGGGGUGUAUUCCCAAAUUAUUUAACAAUCUUCAAACCUGUCAUUUUCGUUUAUUUCUGUAAUUAUCAUUAUCCCUCUUCCUUGAGUCUAGUAGUGGAAAAUUUUUACGAGGGUAAAAAUUUAAUUAGAGACUUUAUGUACGAGAGAUGUACAUUAACGAGUAAUUGUCAUUUGUGCGCAGGAGCAUAAAUAAUUACUGUAAAGAAGAAAUAAAUUGAUAUGGGGAAUUAAGUAAA